This is a messenger RNA of Arachis duranensis, 1911 nucleotides long. RefSeq names its product mannosyltransferase APTG1. The coding region runs from base 58 to 1668 and encodes 536 amino acids. The transcript has 9 exons. Gene Ontology annotation, molecular function: alpha-1,2-mannosyltransferase activity. Gene Ontology annotation, biological process: GPI anchor biosynthetic process. Gene Ontology annotation, cellular component: endoplasmic reticulum membrane. The record is from RefSeq and is a predicted model, not a curated record. Lineage: Eukaryota; Viridiplantae; Streptophyta; Magnoliopsida; Fabales; Fabaceae.
CAACAGAGAAGAAAAUAGAAAGAGAGUAACAGAAUCACCAUUCGCAUUCACAAAGCAAUGAGACGAAGACACAAGAAUGACGUAGAUAAACAAAAACACGAAUCUAGAGAUUCUCGCAAAUCUGAAUCAGAUUAUUCGGCGUCGUUCUUCUCUUCAGAGAAACGAGUGUUCUUCUUUUGUUUGGUGUUUCGAAUGCUGAACUCUCUUUUGGUGCAGACAUACUUCAAUCCAGAUGAACAUUGGCAGGGACCCGAGGUUGCGCAUCGCAUUGCGUUUGGGUACGGCCAUUUAACGUGGGAAUGGAAAAGGGGCAUCAGAAGCUACUUACACCCGGUGCUCUUCGUUCCGCUCUAUAGGUUUCUUGCCUUUCUGAAUCUUGAUACCGCUUUGAUUAUGAUGAAGGCUCCACGGCUGCUGCAGUCUGUGUUUGCUGCAGUUGGUGAUUUGUACUCAUACAAACUUUCUGCAGUUCUCUUUGGUGACAAUGUUGCAAAAUGGGCUCUCUUCUCCCAGUUGGCCAAUUGGUUUAUGUUCUAUUGUUCUGUUCGCACGCUAUCAAACAGCUUGGAGACUGUUCUUACAGUUGUAUCUCUAUACUUUUGGCCCUGCAUGAGAUCUUCUAGUAGAAGUUCCACUGUUUCAAGGAAGUGGGGUUUAGUUUUGGCAGCAUUAGCUUGUGCGAUCCGACCAACAAGCGCAAUCAUAUGGCUGUAUGUUGGCCUACUUGAAUUUUCAAAGGCGCGCAACAAAUUGAAACUCCUUUUUUUGGAGGUCGCACCCAUUGGGAUGCUGGUGCUCGGACUUACCUGCUUAUUAGAUCGUAUCAUGUAUGGCACAUGGAUUCUAGUACCACUUAAUUUUCUAAAAUUCAAUUUUCUUUCUUCGGGUGGAGACUAUUAUGGAACUCACAAGUGGCACUGGUACUUCACUCAGGGAUUUCCAGUGAUGAUCUUCUCUUUCUUACCAUUUUGCUCAGCUGGUAUCAUUUAUUCAAAACAGUGGAGAUAUGCAUGUCUUCUUGCUUGGGUUAUGGGUUUAUACAGUGUACUAGGUCACAAGGAGUUCAGGUUUGUGUUGCCCGUUCUUCCCAUAGCUCUGAUCUUCUCUGGUUAUUGUUUGGCUGUGAUAGAAGAUCCUGGCUUGCCCGGUUAUAAAGGAAAAGAAUCUCCAAAGAAGCGUACCAAACGUUCUCUGAAGUUGAUACUUGCCGUCAUAUUUUUGCUUGCUACCAAUAUUCCAAUGGCCCUGUAUAUGAGUUUGGUUCAUCAGAGGGGACCUGAGGAUGUUAUGAACCACCUUGCCAGAGAAGCUCGUGAUGGGAAAGUGAAAAACAUCCUAUUCCUAACUCCUUGCCACGCCACCCCGUACUACUCCUUGCUGCAUCACGACCUGCCAAUGCGAUUCCUGGACUGCACACCAAGCGAAGAGAGAGGAGUUAUUGAUGAAUCUGACCGUUUUCUGAUGGAUCCUGUUCCAUUUCUAUUGGAAUAUGCGAAAAAUAUGUCCCUGCCAAGCCACAUUGUUUUAUUUGAUUCGGAAGAACAAAAAUUGAACAACUUACUAAAUUCAUAUGGUUAUAGAGAGGAAAGAAGAUUUUUUAAUGCUCACUUCAAGGUGGAUCGCGAACUUCAAGCAUCGAUCGUUAUCUACGUCCAUAUAGGGCGGUGAAUAAUUAUCCGUCAUGCAUAGUUUUGGACUCGCUAUACACUUGAAGGUGUCAUUUCUUCAGAUUUCUCUUGAAAAUUUUGACAUUUGUGAUUUGAAAUUUUUGUACAAUAGUGUAUUUCUUGCCUCCGAAAUUUGCACUGGAUAGUUUGUAAAUUCCUCCCUAACACAGUUAGAGAUGAUCUCAAGUUUUGUUUUUCAAAGGAGUGUAAUGAGGAUGUAUCAAAAUGACUAGUUUGUUAUCAA